Nothoprocta perdicaria is the source of this 1729-nucleotide messenger RNA. It is a transcript of the gene MARVELD1, whose product is annotated as MARVEL domain containing 1. Lineage: Eukaryota; Metazoa; Chordata; Aves; Tinamiformes; Tinamidae. The transcript has a single exon. The coding region runs from base 1 to 528 and encodes 175 amino acids. Gene Ontology annotation, biological process: myelination. The record is from RefSeq and is a predicted model, not a curated record. Gene Ontology annotation, cellular component: membrane. Gene Ontology annotation, molecular function: structural constituent of myelin sheath.
AUGGCCCGCACGGCUCCGCCGGCCGCGCCGCCGCCGCCCGGGCCCGCAGCCCGCGCCUCGCUGAGCAUCCACCGCGCCUUCCUCCGCAGCCCGCUGGGCCUGCUGCGCCUGGGGCAGCUGCUCCUGGGCGCUGCCUUCUGGGUCACGGUGGCGGCUCACAAGUACGAGGGGGCUGCCCACUUUGCGCUCUUCGCCGCCGUGCUCGUCUGGCUCCUCACCCUGGCUCUCUUUGGGCUCAGCCUGCUGGGGCGCUGGACGCUGGUGCCCUGGCUCGGCUCCCGCUGGCUCCUCACCAACCUGGUGCACGACCUGGUGCUGGCCAUGGGGCUCUACGCGGCCGCCACCGGCAUUAUGGGCCACAAGGCUGGGCGCAAGAGCUACUGCAACCUGCCCGGCUACAGCCAGCGCUGCCUCUACGGGGCCUACCUGAGCGCCUCGGUCUGCGGGGGCAUCACCGCCUGCCUGUACCUCUUCUCCGGGCUCUACUGCCUCUCACGGCGCUGCCGGGACGAGCGCGACAUCGUCUGAGACCCCGUGGCGCUCGGCUGCCCUUCCUCUCACGCGUGGACAGACYGCAGCCCCUCUUCCGGACCUAGCGGCCCUGCUGCCCCUUCCCCUCCUGGCUGACUGCACCGGCUUCCUCCAGAGGCUCCUGCACGGACGAACGGACGGAUGGACGGACGGACAGAGGCCUUCCCUGGAGCACAGCUUCCCCUGCACCCUGCCAGGACAGCAUCGACACCCCCACCGCUGCACAGGCGCCUCUCCUCCCCUGCGGAUGGAAGGAUGGAUGCACGGAUGGGCAAAGGCUACUGCCAGCCAAGGGAUGCAAGAGGCGAUGCCCUAGGAGGGUUCCAGAUGCUGGGAGCCCACAGGGUGCCCUGCCCGGCACCCAGCCGCGUGCUCAGGUGGGUGCCCGCUCUGUGCCCAGGCUGGGGAGCCUGGGCCGGGGCGGCUGAGCGAGAGGCCGCGGUUGCAGCGGGCUGGGUGGGCACAAUUCCCCCAGCGCUGCCGGCCGCUCGGCGCCCAUGCGGCUCCCAAAUGGACGCUCUGGUCUCGGCUUCCCCAGCGCGGGCCCCUCCUCCCGCCCGGCCUCAACACGUCUGCGUGUUCCCGGGGCCCGCGGGCUGAGCCUCUUCCUGCCGCGCUCCGCUCGGCUGCCGCCCGCGUCCCCGGCACGCACUCCUGGGCGCCGAGCCCCGCGGGACCGCGGUGCCUGCUCACCCGUGGCUCCCGCCUGCGCUGCGGGGAGGAAGGAGACGAGCUGGGCACGUGGCCAGGGUGGCGGCUCGGUGCCUCCAGCCCUGCGCCUCACACUGCCCGCCCCGUGGCACCCGGGAAGAAGGGGGUUUUGUGCCCCCAGCCUCUGCUCCAUCUCCUGGGCUGGGUGUGCGCUGCCAGCGAGAGGCCCAGGCUGCUGCUCUCUCCCUGCCAGGAGAGCUGUGGCUCUGAUCCCGCCUUAGGGAGACAGCCGGGCCCGUCAGCUUGGCCUGUGGUCGGGCUGCGCCUGCAGAGCCAGGCCUGGCCCUGCCGCAGCCCGGGAUGCAGCGCGGCGGCCUCGCCGGCCCUGCCUGGCUCUGCGGUGCCUGGUUGGCAUGUGGGGCGCGUGCCGGGCUCCUGAGAACACGGGCCGGGCACGUCCCACUGCAGCACGGGGGGCUGGCGUCUAGGCCCAGCUCAAAGCUCAGACUGAUUGUCCGGAAAAACUCUUGUCUUGGGACUGUCUGGC